CGCCCUGUUCCUCCUCCAGCCUCUUUCCCUCAGAGUCGGAGCCUGUCUGCUGGCGAUGGCUUCCAUGGCGGCGGCGAUCGCGGCGUCCCGCUCGGCGGUGCUCUCCGGGGGGAACCGUCCCCUGGACGAGCGGGAGAGGAAGCGCUUCAGCUACUUCUCCUCCCUCAGCCCCAUGGCCAGGAAGAUCAUGGCCGAGAAGGAGCGCGUCCGCCAGCGCUACGGGCCCCAGUGGGAGAGCCUCCCUCCCGCCCAGCAGGAGCGCCUCCUCGACCGCAGCCUCGUCCAGCCCCACGUCCGGGCCAGAUACCACCACCGCCCCGACGCCUCCGCCCAGGACCCGGCCCCGGCCCCCUUCCCCAGCCUCCGACUCGACACCGGGCAGAAGGUGGUCCACUUCGGGGAGGAGGAUAUCACCUGGCAAGAUGAGCACUCUGCUCCUUUCUCAUGGGAAACCAAAAGUCAGAUGGAGUUCAGCAUUGCUUCUCUGUCAAUACAAGAACCAAGUGGAGUGACACUACAGAAUGAACAGAAACAACCUGCCAAAAGUGCUCCAGCUCCUCCAGCCCCCAAAUCCUCACAAGGUGGCAAAACGCCUGGCUCAGAUGGGCUUAUACCGGCUAGGAAAGAGGAGGAAUCCUCAUUCUGGAAGAUAAAUGCUGAGCGCUCCAAGUGUGAGGGAGAACAGUCUCCAUUCUAUUCUCUUACCCCAAGCCAGAUCAAAUCAAUGGAGAAAGGAGAGAAGAUCCUCCAGCCCUACUACAGGCAAGAAUCUGGUCCGAAAGAGGCAACUAAAACAGAGAAGCUGAGUGCUAAUAAAUCUGAAAAGGGGGUCACCCCAGUUCUUGCUGCAACGUCAGUAGAAUGGGAAAAAUUCCAACCUGCUCCACCUUCAGUUAGUGUCCUUGAUGAUACUCCUGAAUCAGUGGAAACACCAUCAGCUACUGAGACCAAAAGUGAAGACACUGAUAGUGGUUUUCUUUCAGACCUGCAGACACUUGGUCAGAGCAAUACAAGUAAUGUUAUCUUGAAGACGGGAUUUGAUUUUCUGGACAACUGGUAAAGAAAAACUGAAGUAGCGCCAGAUCACUUUUGGAGAAAGAAAAGGAGCAUCUCUGUUUCUAUUCUAUUCUCUCUCUCUUUCUCAUUGCUUCAUUCUUGAUUUCUAGUCUCUCUUUAAAAAAUAAUAUCUUUUCCAGCUCUCUUUAAAUGUUGCCUUUGUACUAACACUUUUUGUAAAACCAGAUGGUAUUUGUAUUUUGAAAUGGUGAAGUGUUAGAAGUGUUUUUUAAUUAUUUUAUUAUUAUUAUUACUCUAUAUGGUGACUAGUCAUGAUCGGGAUGGGCAGGAUAUAUUUCCUUAUAAUUGUAUGUGUUUUAAGGACAGGGUGGGAUAGCUGACCCUAGAGAGAGAAAGAGUCUGAAGAUGCCUCUUCAGCACCCAUUUUUCUUCUGUACACUCAUGAGAACAGCUGUUGAACUACAAUGAGGAGAAGAGGGGCAGAAUGCAGGAGGGAGGGGGAACUUGACUUAUUAAAGCACAAUGCUUAAAUACCAAAAUGCACCAUGUUUGCUUCAAAUAAAUUAUACAGUAAAUAAGGCUGGACAUCCUUUUACGUUUUUAAAUUUUUGUAUAUGCAUAUUUAGUUUGGCCAGGCUUAUUUCUGUUGCUGCUUACUGGUUUACCAAAAAAUAAAUAAAAAAUUAAAAUUGAGCAGAAUUACCUGGUAGCCUAGUAAAAAAUAGUUUUGAUAUGGAAAUGGCAUAGCUAAAGGGAGAUGUUCAAAACAGAAGCAUGGCUGUAUUUGGGACAAUAAUUUGCCAACAAUGAAGCAAACUGAGGACGAGAACGGUAAGAAGGACCUAAAAAAAGAAAUAUAUAGGGCAAAGCAACUUGUUUAUUUGUACAGACUGAAAAGAUCACUACAAAACAAAAUCCUGUGAUGGGGAACAAAACUUCAGAGGAUAACUGAUAGUCUUUGUGCCUCUUGAAAUUCCUAGAACAGUGUCAUUGCAAUAGUGCACCAUAAUCUCCAGGAUAGUAGAUUUUUCCCUUUUCUCCCUUACAAAAAUAUAUAUUGCCCUCCACCAUCAUGUGGUGGUAUUGUUUUCAUUUAAAAAUGGCAUAUUUUGAAGGCAUGAAAAGGCAUGAGUAAUUUCUGGUGCUACUUCUAGGAGCAAAACUCCAACUUGUCACAUGUACCCUGGCGUGCUAUUUUUGUUCUUGAUUUUACUUACAGAGAGUUCUUUACAUGAGGGGGAACAUGCAAAUAUGGCACCCUCCCAGCUGUAGCUUGAAAAAACUACCAACCUACCACUCAGGUUUCUACCACCUUUUUCUGCUGUGUUUGUAGACCAGGUUUGGUUUUUGUUUAAUGUUUAAGAUACAAGUAUUAUUGCUAUGUCGUUUGGAAGUCCAUCUUGAAAAGUGUACUUUAGCUUUCCAUCCUGACUUAGUUCAGUCCUCCACACCUUCACGCCUUAAUUCCCUUUUACGCACAAAUGUUGAUCCAUCCUACCCAGUGCCAAAGGUGAGUAACGUUCAGGAUUUUAACCUUGAGAAUGGGAUUUCCAGUUCAGUGAUCUGCUCUAGUGGUUCAUUGAGCAUGGUGGUUUUCAGUGCCAGAUGGAGUUUGCUUUGGGAUGUACAGGUGCACAUGUCUGCAUGUGUGUAAAUUGACUAGGUAGGUUGUGGGUGAUGGAAGCAGUGGUUCAACACAUCUGGGGGUCACCUUGUCAGGGAAUGAUGCUGUAUGUCAAAAAGCAAAGCAUAUGCCUUGUCUUUGUUAGUUACUAGCAGUCUCCUCCCUAGCUACUGUAAGAUAAGGCCAUAAUAACUUUAAAAGGUUUCCAUUACCUGGACCUUUGACUAGUGUGACUAAAACCUGAAGAUUCAGGUUACAUCUGCCUAAAUUUUGUGUUCUUUCCCAUUUCAGUCCACUUGCUAGUUAUACUGCUGCUCUCUUAAUUGUACUCUUUGGUCAAGCAAUAUAUGUUCCUGUAAUGCUCCCAGUGAAUUAAGAGGCAGUUUCUUUGUUUCCUCUGUUUUAACAGAAGAUAAAGUGGGGGAGUAGCAGAGAAGUGAAUAAAUGCUUUUUUUUUUUUAGGGCUGAAUGGAAUCACAUUUUUAUAUACUUUCACUAAUUCAUGUUUGUGCACACAGAGGUGUUUGUAGUAAAGCAGCGCGGACAGAAUUUGGGUGUCUCUCCAAGCAUUCAUGUAUGUGGUGGACACUUAGCAAGGAACGUGAGCUCCUUGUGGCAUGUUUGAAGGCAGAUCUCAUCCUCACAGUGGAUCGGAUCUAAACCUAGCCAUACUUAGUGUAAGCAUCUUGAAAUCAAUGGAGCUUAAGUCCAGAUGUAAAACUUGACUUUGUAUUGGAUGCAACAUCAAAGAAUUUCUAAAGUUUCCCUCCUCUAUGUGAUUAACAGGUUUUAUAUAUUUUUGAUCAUUCUUUGCAAAAAAUAUAUGUAAUUUUGGGGGGAGAAAACAGUUUUUUAUGGAUAAUGCCAUGUUUUUGGUUCAAAAAUGUUGUUGACAAUAAGUCCUGGAAUGUUUCACAGUAGUUGUCCAUUCUUUAAAAAAGGGCUUCUCAUUGUGUCAAGACACCCUUUCUUAUGAAGGACAAGAAAAUUUGUGAGUACUCUUUUCAUCUUUAGACAUGACUUAAUCCCACUUAACUUUGAUUGAUUUCAUUGGCUUUACGCUAGUAUGAUAUACUUUUGGAGCCAAUAUAUUGUGAAUACUGUAGUGACGUCUGCAGUGCUAUUCAACUGUGGGUUUGUGUAAAUGUGAAUUGGCUCACAAAUGCAGGUGACAAUCUCACAUCGCUAGGGUUGCUUGAUGUACAUAACUGACAGUUCCAAACGGCAUGAUUUUGAAGAGAGAUUUUCAUUAAAAUAAAACCCCUAGAGUGGGUGGAAGUUUGAGAACAUAGUUUAAUGCUACAGGUCCCGUCCCCCCCAAUCACUUUAGUAUUGUAAAAGACAUUCAAAGAAUUCAAAGAGAUUGUAUUUAAAUAAAUUGCUGUUUAAAAAGCAACAAAUCUAUCCUUUUAAAAAAAGGUUAAGGUUGAGCACAAGUUCUCCUUAUGGAAAACAUUUCUGAUUUGCACUUUUAGAGGUUUGGAAGGAAGCCUUUUUUACAAUCUUAUCAAAGCUGAAUAAUGUAAAAAACAUGAAUGCUCCAGAUCAGGUACUCUUCUCUGUGUUAACAAAUGCAAGAAUCAGUUUCAACAGACAAACACUACAGUAAACUAUCCAUGUUUGUUGACUCACAGAAAAGAAUGCCCUAAGCCUAGGGGGAGCAUCUUUUAAGCUCUUUGCUUUACACACAGAAAAUUAAUUAACAGAUGGGAUCAGUAUUUGUUCUCUAUGUAUUUUAUCUUAAAUUAUUACGACACCUGUUGCUAUUAUGUCUGUAGCUCCUUUUCAUGAAAAUGAAGUUAGUGCAGGAGAAUGUCUUGAUGGAUUGUACCCAUUGGAACAAGCCAGCAGUAUGCUGCAGAACCUGUGCUCACUCCUCCUUACUGUGUUUGACUAAAAUCUGAUGCUUCUCCCUUUCUUACAUAUGUUUUUACUGGCAUUCUUAUUCAUACUUGUACUUGGUCACAUUUUAUAUAUGAUUCUUAAUUAAAGUAAACUGACAUAGACCAAUUUCA
Molecule: messenger RNA, 4656 nt
Organism: Sceloporus undulatus (fence lizard)
Lineage: Eukaryota; Metazoa; Chordata; Lepidosauria; Squamata; Phrynosomatidae
Gene: C1H1orf198
Product: chromosome 1 C1orf198 homolog
Exons: 4
Coding region: 56-1060 (334 amino acids)
Source: RefSeq, a predicted model, not a curated record